AUGGGAUCUGUCACACAGGCCUUGUCGAGUUCAAAACACGGAUUUGAUGCAGUCAUACACGGCAACGUCGUGCUGCUUGGUGUGACCGAACUAGCUGGCGAUACGGAACUAGAUGACGAUGGCGUACGUGACGACGAGAGCUCGGUGGACGUGGGAGUUGCCGUGCUUGACUGCGCUGGCUGUGCUGACCUCGUGGGAUUGGCUGAUGGAGGCACGACGCUGAUACUGGGAUCAGGUUUCACACACGGUGUCGGCUGGGGUGUCUGUGACGGCUGGUUGGAUAGGGAAGGUGUACUAGUCGGGAACGCACUUAUCAAUGCCUCACUCGUUCGAGAGGUAGCGCUUGUCUGCGAUGCUUGCGGAGGUGCCUCAGACCGGGAGGGGGCACUGGUGCGCACGGCCGAGGUCGUUAAUCGUUAA
Molecule: messenger RNA, 420 nt
Organism: Sphaeroforma arctica JP610
Lineage: Eukaryota; Ichthyosporea; Ichthyophonida
Exons: 1
Coding region: 1-420 (139 amino acids)
Source: RefSeq, a predicted model, not a curated record